Thamnophis elegans (Western terrestrial garter snake) is the source of this 3333-nucleotide messenger RNA. It is a transcript of the gene PPM1F, whose product is annotated as protein phosphatase, Mg2+/Mn2+ dependent 1F. The transcript is spliced from 7 exons. NCBI's taxonomy places the organism in Eukaryota, Metazoa, Chordata, Lepidosauria, Squamata, Natricidae. Gene Ontology annotation, biological process: negative regulation of protein kinase activity; protein dephosphorylation. The record is from RefSeq and is a predicted model, not a curated record. Gene Ontology annotation, molecular function: cation binding; protein serine/threonine phosphatase activity. Gene Ontology annotation, cellular component: cytosol. The coding region runs from base 255 to 1538 and encodes 427 amino acids.
CAGCCCGUCCAAACAGGAAAAGUUUUGAAUUGGAGGGGUGGGGGGGUUAUAAAAAAAGGCUGGCUUUUCCUCGCCCAUCGGAGCUGCAAGGCGGGGGGGGCCUGUCCUCCCCUUCCCCUUUUCCCCCCCUCCUCCCCCUUUCCCCAUUGGAGGGAGGGCGGGGGGGGUGCAGGAAGGAAGCCCCGGGUGGGCGGCCCGUUUGCCCCCGCCGGGCGCCGCCUCCAAGCCGGCCUCACUCUCCCUCUCUUUCGGCCAUGGCUCGGCCGGAGCUCCCUUGGCUGGCCGCCUUCCUGCGCGAUUUCCCGGGCCCCGUGGGCCCCGCUGAGCCGCCGCCCUUUAGCGCUUCCACCGCUUUGCUCCGCCCGGAAGAAGCGGCGGCCGAAUGGGCCGAAGCGGCUCGCGGGUUCCUGGGCAGGAGGGGUGCACCUCCUCUUCUUGCAGCCUCCUUAAUUCACGCCACAGUCAGCGGGAUUCUGCAAAGUGACCUCGGCGAUUUUAAAAAGCAGAACAUCGACCAGGAUGAAGCUGGUGAGAGCGGAGCCUUGUUGGAAGCCGCUCCUUUGCAGCGCCAUUUCUUUAACAAACUCCUGGAGACUUGUGGCAAAUGGCAGAAAGAGCUUCCCGCCCUGAAGCCGUCGAAGCGCAACCUUCAGAUUUCGAUCCACACAACCCGUAAUACUCGACGGAAGAUGGAGGAUAGACAUGUCUCCCUGCCGGAAUUUAACCAACUGUUUGGCCUGGAGGAUGGCGUUGAUCGGGCCUACUUUGCUGUCUACGAUGGUCACGGAGGGAUCGAGGCCGCUAAUUAUGCUGCUGCCCAUUUGCAUGCCAACUUGGCGCAUCACGAGAAACUUCUGGAAAGCCCAGCGGAAGCACUGAGAGAUUCCUUCCAGAAGACGGACGAGAUGUUUCUCUCGAGAGCCAGGAGAGAGAAGCUUCGGAGCGGCACCACAGGGGUGUCUUGUUUCCUGGUUGACGACAAACUACACAUAGCGUGGCUUGGCGACUCGCAAGUGAUGCUGGUCCAGCAGGGAAAAGUUGUAACUCUGAUGGAACCUCACAAACCAGAACGAGAGGACGAACGACAACGCAUAGAAGAUUUGGGAGGCUGCAUAACAUACAUGGACUGUUGGCGUGUAAACGGCACCUUGGCUGUUUCCAGAGCAAUUGGGGAUCUCCUGCAAAAACCUUACAUUUCUGGCUGUGCGGAUGGCGCGUCGUUUGAGCUGAAGGGGACAGAAGAUUACGUCCUCCUCGCCUGCGACGGCUUCUUCGAUGCCAUCCAGCCAGUCGAGGUGGUGGACCACGUCUUGGAACACUUAACGCAAAACCACGGAGACGGCCUUCGGACUGCGGAGAAGCUGGUGGCCGCAGCGAAAGAGAGCGGUUCUACCGACAACAUCACCGUCCUGGUCCUCUUUCUACGCGAGCCCAAAGACAUCGUGGCCGACUGUCUCAGAGACCCCAAAACCAGCCUUGGGGAUGAGGGCGCACCGGGUGCCUUCUUCAGCUUCUUCAGCUCUGGAGCAAACAACUGAAAGACCAUCCACCUUAAAAGCAGCAGCUGCCAAAUCCCAUUGUCCAGAUGUCAACAAGUUCUUAAGAUCAGCUCUUUUAUGUCGGACAAUGAAAUAUGGCGCCUGGAAUAGAUUUGACAUUGAAAAAGAAAAUCCAUCCAGCUGUUCUUUAGCCCAGGGCCAUGCAUAGGGUGGUAUAACGUCAAACUCUACAGCUGGAGAAAAAGGAUGGGACGGAAACUCCAACUUUCUCUUGAAGCCCUCAUCAGGAGAAGAAAAGGCGGACUUCUUGCCGGCUUGCUUUUCCAUGGAGAAAGGAUGGGGUUUGAGCAGAGAAGGUGUCGCUCGAUCAGACUGAAGUGAUAAUACAGCUGAAACAUUUCGUAAAAAAAAAAAAGGUUUAGAUGGGCUGGUGGUUGAAGGCCUUGUUUCUUGAGAAGUUCCAAUGUGUCUUUGCAUCUUCUGCUUGGUUUCCUGCCUCCGCAGGGGGUUGGACUAGAAGACCUCCAAGGUCCCUUCCUACUCUUUAUUUCGUUGUCUCGGACGAGAGCCAAAAAGUAUGUUUUAAUCGAAGUGGUGUCGUUGGAAGCCGCUUAAAUUCGCCUUGGGCUGGAAGGGGGCUGCAUUGGAGGGGUCUUUUGGAAAGGAUCCCACUGAAUAAGCUAUGGCUUAUUUGCGCAAAGAAAUUCAGUAUUAAGUUCAGAAUUGGGAUGCCUGGUUCUGCGUUUUGUGUUUGUGCUUUUGUAUACCAAAGAAAACUAGCCAAGAAUGUCAGCUACGAGAUUUAAGAAAGCGAAGUAGAUAAGCGAUAAGAAUCUACUGCUCCUCUUCCUUGUCCUCAAUUAUUUAAUAUGUCAAACCUGUGUCAAACUCAUUAUAUGGUCAUACAGUAUCCUUAAGCUAAGCUGAGUUAACCUAAAUUGCAGAUAAAUUGCCAUGCAUGGUUUUUUUUUUCGUGUGUGUGUGUAAUUGUCAUGUGUCAUUUUAAAAAAUUUAACUCUUUUAUUAUUUCUCCGUUCUUUUUUUUAACAAAAAAAAUUAUCCCAGAGGGUUUAUUUAAUCAGAUUUUUAGAUGUGCACGUUUACUGUUGUUUUAUCACUGGUAUUUUGACAUGGGCAGCUGUCAUUCAUCUGCUGAUGGAGACGUAAGAAUACAGGCAGCUCUCGACUUAAAUGACCACAACGAAAUCAAAAAUUCCUGUUGCUAAACGAGACAUUUGUGAAAUGAGCUCUGCCCCAUUUUACGAACCUUUCUUACCGCAGUCGUUAAGUGAACCGCUGCAGUUAAGUUGGGGACACGGUUGUGAAGUUUGCUUGUCGGAAGGUCGCAAAAAGGGAAUCACACCAUCAUAAGUAUGAGUCAGCUGCCAAGCAUCUUGAAUUUUGACCAAACGAUCUUGGAGAUGCUGCAACGGUUAUUAGUGUGGAAAACGGUCGUAAGUCCCUUUUUUCAGUUGUAACUUUCAACGGCCACUAAGUGAAUUGUUGUAAGUCGAGGACGACCUGUGUGUUCUAUUUCAUCUUUAUCCGAGUUUUAUUUCAGACACUUAAAAAGCUGCUCAAAUUCUCGAGGCCUUUUUAUAAAGGUAUUUCCCUUUUAAGUGUUUUAUAAAUGCUUUCCCUUUGUUAAAUGGUGAGUGGAAAUGACUGUAAAUUUAUUCAAAACACAAGAGGCUUCGGAUUAAGUGAAACAAUCUGGUGUUUCUUUUAAUCGGGGGCUGUUACAUUUUUUUGAGACUUAAAGUCGAAACGGUGCUCGAUGGGUUUCAACUUGAAUCUGACGAUAAAAGAAAAAAAAAUCUUGGUUAGAAAGAAC